Thalassophryne amazonica is the source of this 1342-nucleotide messenger RNA. It is a transcript of the gene tigarb, whose product is annotated as TP53 induced glycolysis regulatory phosphatase b. The transcript is spliced from 7 exons. NCBI's taxonomy places the organism in Eukaryota, Metazoa, Chordata, Actinopteri, Batrachoidiformes, Batrachoididae. Bases 39 to 866 code for a protein of 275 amino acids. Gene Ontology annotation, molecular function: fructose-2,6-bisphosphate 2-phosphatase activity. Gene Ontology annotation, cellular component: cytosol. The record is from RefSeq and is a predicted model, not a curated record. Gene Ontology annotation, biological process: negative regulation of glycolytic process; fructose 2,6-bisphosphate metabolic process; positive regulation of DNA repair.
UUCGACGUAAUCAAACCAGAGCGUAGAAGCAACUGAAGAUGUCGAGAACGUUGACAUUUAGUCUAACGUUCGUACGACAUGGGGAAACCCAAUACAACAGAGACAAGCUGCUACAAGGUCAAGGUGUGGACACCUCUUUGUCAGAAACAGGGGUGCAGCAAGGUGAAGCAGUGGGACGCUACCUCAGAGACAUCCCAUUCAACAACGUGUUCGUCAGCAGCUUGCAACGAGCCCAGCAGACUGCUGAAAUAAUUCUCAGGAAUAACACUCACUGUUCUGGCGUGGAGAUGGUUUUGGACCCGUUACUCAAAGAGAAGGGUUUCGGCAUUGCUGAAGGGCGGCCUAAAGAGGAUUUGAAAAACAUGGCCAAUGCAGCUGGUCAGUCGUGUCGUGACUACACCCCUCCAGGAGGCGAGACAUUUGAAGAGGUGAGGCUGCGUUUCAAAAAAUUCCUCAAAGCCCUUUUCCAGCAAAUGUUGGUUGACCAUGGCUGGUUAGCAUCAGAUACUUGUGCUGGACCAACACAAAAUGGUGUAGCUGCUCUGAACGGAUGCACAGCAGCUGUCUCUGGCAUUGCUCCUAGUGGUUUGGCUGUUGACGGCAUCCAUGGAGUACAGGUCCAUGCUCUGGUGGUGAGCCACGGCGCUUACAUCCGAAUAGCCAUCAAACACCUUGUGGAGGACCUGAAGUGUUCGCUGCCCACUGGGGCGAAGAUGUCCCAGGUGUGUUCAAUUUGCCCGAACACUGGCAUCAGCCGCUUCAUUGUCACCCUGAGCCAGUCAGAGUCCGGCCCGGUCCUUUCUGCUGUUCGUUGCAUUUUCACCAACCGAACAGACCACCUGGAAAACCUUGACGGUGUCAAAUAAUAUAUCCUGUAUGUGCAAAAUUAUGACAGAAAAAAAAAAAUUAUAAACACAAAAGGGAAACAGGAAAAACUCAAAUCCACCACAGACUUUGCUUAUAACUGCACAGGUUAAUAUUUAUUUUGCUGUAUUUUUUUCACAUUAUACCAAAGUCAGACAUUUUAAUAUUUUUGAAUUAUUAUUAUGCCAGUGGGACCUGAAGUCAAAGUUUAUGUCUCGUUUGUGAUGCUGCUAUGUUUUGUUGUGCAAUACAACUUGACAACACAAAAUUUUUCUUGGAGGGUAAAAAAAGUACUGUUGAGCAUAAAAUAGAAAAAAAAACACAUGGCAUGGUGUGGAAACACAUUUAUUAUUGAUGGAGUUGAUGUUUUCACCCCUGUUUGUUUGUUUGUUUGUUUGUUUAUUUGUCUGUCUUUUUGUGAACAGCCUGUAACCCACAAUUUUCAUAUAUUGUUAUGAAUUUAUAUGUUUUGUUUGUU